Alternaria rosae is the source of this 1764-nucleotide messenger RNA. RefSeq names its product major facilitator superfamily domain-containing protein. Bases 1 to 1764 code for a protein of 587 amino acids. Gene Ontology annotation, cellular component: membrane. NCBI's taxonomy places the organism in Eukaryota, Fungi, Ascomycota, Dothideomycetes, Pleosporales, Pleosporaceae. The transcript has 3 exons. Gene Ontology annotation, molecular function: transmembrane transporter activity. The record is from RefSeq and is a predicted model, not a curated record. Gene Ontology annotation, biological process: transmembrane transport.
AUGGCCGACCAUGAGCACCAGCUGUACGAGCUCACUGCAGCUUCGUCAGUUUCAGCGACAGAACACGACACGAUGCCGCCGGAUGAGCUGGAGGAGGUGCAUGCCGUGGAUGCGCGGUUACAUAAGAGGACUCUGAGGAAGCUGGACUGUUUACUAUUGCCGUUUCUGGCGUUGCUGUUCUUGUUUAAUGCGCUGGAUAAGUCGAAUAUUGGAAAUGCAGAGUCUGCGCAUUUCACGGCAGAUAUUGGACUGGACAAAGGCGCCUUGAACACAGCGGUUGCGCUGUUCUUCGCUUUCUUCGUUGCGCUGCAACCGCUUGGUGCGGCGCUGGGGAGGAGGUAUGGCAUGGUGCUUUGGGUGCCUAGUUGUAUGCUUCUCUGGGGAGUAUGCACGGCGCUGCAUGCGUGGGUACGACAUAGGUGGCAGCUGUAUACGCUGCGCAUCCUCAUCGGUUGUCUUGAAGCUGGAUUCUACCCAGUCACCGUUACCUACCUCUCCCUCUUCUAUACGCGCUUCGAAUUCGGCAGACGACUCUCGUUCUUCUACGGCCAGGCGGCAGUUGGUGGUGCGCUUGGGGGCCUUAUAAGCUACCUUGUCUUUUCCCACUUUGGAAAAGACAAUGAAGGUUCAGACAAGGAUUGGAGGCCGUGGCAGGUGCUCUUUCUACUGGAAGGCACUCUCACUAUCGUGGUGGCAUUCAUCGGAUACUUCUGGCUACCGCAUAGCGUGGAGACGGCAUGGUUUCUCACGCCCGAGGAGCGUCGAUAUGCAUCUUCGCGUGUUGUGAGAGACAGAGACAUACAGAACGCACCGACAGCAGUUCAGGAGGACGACCGGGAGGCAGAAGAAACCUACGAUGAGGAGUCGCGUGGUCUUCUCGACUCAUCCAAGCACUCAAUCACCUCAGCUACGCCAUCGCGACAGCUGGUGGACGAUCGCGGCCUGAGUCCUCACGACGUACUGUCAGCAGUCUUCAACACCAAGAUAUGGCAUAUUCUGGCCUGCAACGUUCUAUCUGCCAUUCCAGUCUAUGCCUUUUCCGUCUUCCUCCCGCUUGUAUUGGCACCUUUGACGAAGAAAGCGAACCCUGCGCUCAUCAACUUGCUCACUGCACCACCACACAUCUGUGGAGCCAUAGUACUGUACUUCGCAGCUAGCUACAGCGACAAACAUCGCAUUCGCCUCAAGCCUAUACUACUCGGCCUGUUCAUCAUGGUGACUGGCUUGGUAAUCGUGGUCCUGUUGCCAAGCUCAUGGGCAAUACCCCGCUACAUUGCUCUCAACAUCCUCCUCUCUGGUACCUACGUCGCUUCUCCGCUCACUGUGGCCUGGAUAUCUGGCAACACGCCGUCACCUGGCACGCGUGCAUUACUCCUCGGUAUCAACGGCUGGGGCAACCUUGCUGGAGUUAUAUCAGCGAUCCUUUUCCGACCAAAAUAUGCCGCGGGUGGUUACAUCGUUCCGUUCUGGUGGACGCUUGCAUCUGUCGCAUUAGCAGCUCUCGGCUAUGUGCUCUUCCUUCGACGACUAAAGGUUGAAAAUGAGAUGCGGCAAAAUACCAUACGCAAGUGGAGCGAAGACGAUGUCGAGGCAGAAAGACUGCACGGCCGAGGUCCGGUACCGCAGCGGCAACGAUGGCUCAAGAGAGCUAUCGGUAUGACAGGGUCGCAUAGUAAGCUCGCAUGGCUCGCUGAUUGGCUUGAGAAGGCUGCGCGAGCUGGCAGGGAGGGUGACGAUAGGCUCACAUUCGUCUACGGAUUGUGA